Molecule: messenger RNA, 1364 nt
Organism: Tribolium castaneum (red flour beetle)
Lineage: Eukaryota; Metazoa; Arthropoda; Insecta; Coleoptera; Tenebrionidae
Gene: tank
Product: tank
Exons: 7
Coding region: 224-1216 (330 amino acids)
Biological process (GO): macroautophagy
Cellular component (GO): endoplasmic reticulum
Source: RefSeq, a predicted model, not a curated record
GUUUCGCCACGCAGUGUUGGCAAUAGCCAAGUUUGACACUUGGCAAAAUAUUUGCGAAGUUGUUUUUGCGUUUGUUUGUUCAAAAUUCUGCGUUUUAAUGAUAAUGAAACAAACAGUUUUGUAGGUUAUGCCAUCAGCUGAUCAACUGAUAACAAAACUAAUUUGCAAUGUAAUUGUUGAGUAAAACGCUUUUGGACUAAGCCACAACGUAAAAAUUCUUAAAAUGGACGUAGCAAAGGGUUUCGGAUCGGCUGUUUUUUGGGGCGUUUGUGAUAGUUUCAAGGGAUUUUACAUAAUAUUUCGCUUAGAUAAAGAACUGAACAAACGAAGACUCUCUAGAUUAUCGCCCACACAUUCAAGUUCGCCAAUUCGUCGACGACAAUCAGAAUCGCGUGAACAAACCCCUAAUAGGACUUUGCCAAAACAUGAACAAUCAACAGUUAUGUCGCGAGUGUUCCAGUGUGGUUUACUGAACGGUGCAAUCUUUUUGCUCAGUAUCCUCCUGUUUGAUUAUGCCUUCUUGCCGUCUAUGAAAAAGGUGAUCUUCCUCAUUUUUGGGAAAGACUCGCGAAAUGCGCAUGCAGUGUGGUUUUGGGCCGAGUUGGUUCUGAGUUUCACGUUCCAAACGAUUUGGGUUGUGCCCUUAUUUGCUAUUUCAAAAUUCAUCAACAAUUUGUGGUUCCAAGAUAUAGGACAGUCGGCUUACAAGUACAGUAGGGGUAGAUCAAACGCCUCCUUAAGUCUUAGUAAGACAGUAGCUGAUUUUAUAUUUAGCACAGUGGUAGAAUCGUUCUUCUUAAUCCAAGCACUAGCCAUGACUUAUAGUCCCCUUUACUACUUAGGAUACAGCCUAUAUUUAAUCCACCUAUGCCUCCUAUACUCACUGUAUGCUUUCGAGUACAAAUGGGGCGAAAUGGGCUGGGAGAUUCACAAGAGAUUGACUUGCAUUGAAACGCAUUGGCCGUAUUUUAUUGGGUUUGGAUUACCACUUGUAUUACUCACACAAGUAUCAAAUUCGUGGAUAAUUAAUGGCUGCAUUUUUUCAAUGUUGUUUCCGUUGUACAUAAUUAGCGCUAAUGAAGCAAACCCUGUGGUGGAGUCUUGCUCGCGCAUUAAAAUUUUUUCGCCAGUGAUUGCACUGUCCAAUACUUUGUUUAGUCUCAUAGGGAAGGAAAAGAAAUUACCAGUGGGGCGUCCGGCAGCCCCCAGGAGAUGAUCUAUGCUGAUAACGCUUUUUUAUCGGCCUAGAUAUAGGGAAUAAUUGGAAUGUUUUUCAAUUCGUUUGUUGUUUUUAAUUAUCGCAAGUUGUGAUUGAUUUUGUACCUUGAUAUUUUAUUGAAAUAAACUUAGUUAUUUAAUAAGUA